CUGAGAAACCCGAUCAGGGGGCAAUGGAGGAGGCUGCGCCCUGCUGCGAGCGAGCGCCGGGCGGAGUUCCCGAGGGCGUGGCGCGGGCAGCGGGGACUCGUCUACACGGGCUUCGCGGGAGCCACGUGUGGGCCGCGCUUUGUGCUGUGUCACUGCGCCGCCGAGGUGGGGGUGGCAGGGCGGGGCCGGGGCUCCUCCCAGGCUCGCGUGGGUGCGCGGAGCGGGCAGGAGUGCGGGCCCUCGUGACUGGUCUGGCCUUGUCCGCCUGGCCGCUCGUCUCCCCUCGGCAGGUGCUGGCCCGGCUGGGGGUCGCCGGCCAGUGGCGCUUCGCGGACGUGCUGGGGCUGGAGGAGGAGUCUCUGGGCUCAGUGCCGGCGCCCGCCUGCGCGCUGCUGCUGCUGUUCCCGCUCACGGCCCAGCAUGAGAACUUCAGGAAAAAACAAAUCGAGGAACUGAAGGGCCAAGAAGUUAGUCCUAAAGUGUACUUCAUGAAGCAGACCAUCGGGAACUCGUGCGGUACGGUCGGACUCAUCCACGCCGUGGCCAACAACCAGGACAAACUGGAAUUCGAGGAUGGAUCAGUCCUGAAACAGUUUCUUUCGGAAACAGAGAAGAUGUCUCCUGAGGACAGAGCCAAGUGCUUUGAAAAGAAUGAGGCCAUCCAGGCAGCCCAUGAUGCCGUGGCACAGGAAGGCCAAUGUCGGGUAGAUGACAAAGUGAAUUUUCAUUUUAUUCUGUUUAACAACGUGGACGGCCAUCUCUAUGAACUUGAUGGACGAAUGCCUUUUCCAGUGAACCAUGGCGCCAGUUCAGAGGACUGCCUGCUGCAGGACGCAGCCAAGGUCUGCAGAGAAUUCACUGAGCGUGAGCAGGGGGAAGUCCGCUUCUCUGCUGUGGCCCUCUGCAAGGCAGCCUAGUGCCCUGCAAAAGGGAGUUGGCUCCUUUCCCUUCGACAUGAAGAUAUAUACCUCCCCACCAGUCAAAAUGCUCCAGUAUUUGUGAAACAUAGCUGUUCUUCCAUUCUGCAGACACGCUCUUCCCCUCAGCCACAUCCAAGCACGAGCUGUCCAUCAAGCCAAGUUUGGUGUGAGCUUCAGAUGGUGAAGCAUUUCCCCUUAUCAUACGUCUUGUACCUAAGUAUCUAAUGCUUUAAAUGGCUACUUUGGUUUGUGUCUGUAAGUGAAGGCCCUGGAUGUGGUUUAAUUGUUUGUCCUUAAAAGAAAUAAACCUUUUCUGCUGGUAAGAUA
Nycticebus coucang (slow loris) is the source of this 1247-nucleotide messenger RNA. RefSeq names its product ubiquitin C-terminal hydrolase L1 (gene UCHL1). Gene Ontology annotation, cellular component: cytoplasm. The record is from RefSeq and is a predicted model, not a curated record. The transcript is spliced from 7 exons. NCBI's taxonomy places the organism in Eukaryota, Metazoa, Chordata, Mammalia, Primates, Lorisidae. Gene Ontology annotation, molecular function: cysteine-type deubiquitinase activity. Gene Ontology annotation, biological process: ubiquitin-dependent protein catabolic process; protein deubiquitination. Bases 24 to 917 code for a protein of 297 amino acids.